AUGGCACAGAGCAGUACAUCUCAUGACUCUGGCCCUCAGGGGCUAAUGAGGCGGCCAUCUCGUAGUGCCGCCACAACAGUGUCUAUUGAAGUUUUUGAUCAUGAGGUGGUUCCAGCCUCCCUUGGCACCAUUGCCCCAAUUCUGCGUGUUGCUGCAGAGAUUGAACAUGAGCGCCCUCGUGUUGCCUACCUCUGUCGAUUUUAUGCAUUCGAGAAAGCUCAUAGGUUGGAUCCUAGCUCUAGUGGCCGAGGUGUGAGGCAGUUCAAAACACUUCUCUUCCAAAGAUUAGAAAGGGACAAUGCUUCGAGUCUUGCUUCUAGGGUGAAGAAAACCGAUGGACGAGAAGUUGAGAGCUACUAUCAACAAUAUUAUGAGCACUAUGUCAGAGCACUUGACCAAGGGGAUCAAGCAGACAGAGCUCAGCUUGGUAAAGCAUACCAGACGGCCGGAGUGCUCUUUGAAGUCCUUAUGGCAGUAAACAAGAGCGAGAAAGUUGAAGCAGUAGCUCCUGAGAUUAUUGCAGCUGCUAGAGAUGUCCAAGAAAAGAAUGAAAUUUAUGCACCGUACAACAUUCUUCCACUGGACUCUGCUGGGGCCUCGCAGUCUGCUAUGCAGCUUGAGGAGGUCAAAGCUGCUGUAGCUGCCUUAGGGAACACUCGUGGAUUGAACUGGCCAACUGGAUUUGAGCAGCACAAGAAGAAAUCCGGAAAUCUGGAUAUUUUGGACUGGUUAAGAGCUAUGUUUGGAUUCCAGAGAGACAAUGUCAGGAACCAGAGGGAGCAUCUGGUUUGUUUACUAGCAGAUAAUCAUAUAAGGUUGACUCCUAAGCCAGAGCCUCUGAACAAGCUCGAUGACAGAGCAGUUGAUGCCGUGAUGACAAAGCUCUUUAAGAACUACAAGAACUGGUGCAAAUUUUUAGGACGUAAACACAGUUUAAGGCUUCCUCAAGCUGCUCAAGAUAUACAACAGCGGAAGAUACUAUAUAUGGGCUUGUAUCUUCUCAUCUGGGGCGAAGCUGCAAAUAUUCGCUUCAUGCCAGAAUGCUUGUGCUAUAUUUUCCACAAUAUGGCUUAUGAACUACAUGGCCUCUUGGCUGGAAAUGUCAGCAUCGUUACUGGAGAAAACAUUAAGCCUUCUUACGGUGGAGAUGAUGAGGCAUUUCUACGGAAGGUCAUUACACCAAUCUACCGUGUCGUUGAGAAGGAAGCAAAUAAGAAUGCGACUGGCAAGGCUGCUCACUCAGAUUGGUCCAACUAUGAUGAUCUGAACGAAUAUUUCUGGUCUCCUGAUUGCUUCUCUCUUGGCUGGCCAAUGCGUGAUGAUGGAGAUCUUUUCAGAUCAACGCGUGAUAUGGCACAGGGAAAAAAAGGAACGUUACGAAAAGCGGGAAACACAGGCAAAUCAAAUUUCACAGAAACUCGAACUUUCUGGCACAUAUAUCACAGUUUUGACCGACUCUGGACAUUCUAUCUAUUAGCACUCCAAGCAAUGAUCAUUCUUGCAUUUGAACGAGUAGAGCUGAAGGAUAUAUUACGCAAGGAUGUUUUAUAUUCUCUCUCCAGUAUCUUCAUUACAGCAGCUUUCCUACGCUUCCUUCAGAGUGUCUUGGACGUUAUCUUAAACUUCCCAGGUUUCCACAGGUGGAAAUUUACUGAUAUUUUGAGAAAUAUACUCAAGAUCAUUGUCAGUCUCGCUUGGUGUGUUGUAUUACCCCUUUGCUAUGCCCAGUCUGUCUCUUUUGCUCCUGGGAAGCUGAAGCAAUGGCUAUCAUUCCUUCCUCGAGUGAAAGGGGUUCCUCCGCUAUACAUCAUGGCUGCCGCUCUAUACUUGCUCCCAAAUGUGCUGGCAGCGAUCAUGUUCAUUUUUCCAAUGCUUCGACGUUGGAUUGAGAAUUCAGACUGGCAUAUAUUUAGAUUGCUUUUGUGGUGGUCACAGCCAAGAAUUUAUGUUGGAAGGGGGAUGCAUGAAAGUCAAAUUUCUUUGAUAAAGUAUACGAUUUUCUGGCUGUUGCUUUUCUGUUGCAAGUUUGCAUUUAGCUACUUUCUACAGGUGAAACUUUUGGUGAAGCCAACUAACGCAAUUAUGAGCAUUCGCCAUGUGAAGUAUCAAUGGCAUGAGUUUUUCCCCAAUGCUGAGAACAACUAUGGAGCAGUAGUGUCACUCUGGUUACCAGUGAUUCUGGUUUACUUUAUGGACACACAAAUUUGGUAUGCUAUUUUCUCCACUAUCUGCGGUGGUGUCAUUGGGGCCUUUGAUCGUUUGGGAGAGAUACGAACACUUGGAAUGCUAAGGUCAAGGUUCCAAUCAUUACCUGGUGCAUUUAACACGUUCCUGGUUCCUUCUGAUAAAACAAGGAGAAGAGGAUUUUCCUUGUCGAAAAGAUUUGCAGAGGUCACAGCAGCAAGAAGAACUGAAGCCGCAAAAUUUUCCCAACUCUGGAAUGAAAUCAUUUGCUGCUUCCGUGAGGAAGAUCUCAUCAGUGACAGGGAGAUGGAUCUGUUGCUUGUACCUUAUACUUCAGAUCCUAGUUUAAAACUAAUUCAGUGGCCACCAUUUUUGCUUGCAAGCAAGAUACCGAUAGCAUUGGAUAUGGCAGCUCAAUUUCGAACAAGAGAUUCUGACCUCUGGAAACGCAUAUGCGCAGACGAGUACAUGAAGUGUGCUGUCAUUGAAUGCUACGAAUCUUUCAAACAUGUCUUGCACACCUUGGUAAUUGGGGAGAAUGAGAAAAGGAUUAUUGGUAUCAUCAUCAAAGAGGUGGAGAGCAACAUAUCAAAGAAUACCUUCCUUGCGAAUUUCAAAAUGGCUCCUUUACCUGCUCUUUGCAGUAAAUUCGUCGAGCUUGUCGGAAUCUUGAAAGAUGCGGACCCAUCCAAAAGAGACACAGUGGUGCUGUUGUUGCAAGAUAUGUUGGAAGUAGUGACUCGAGAUAUGAUGCAAAAUGAAAACCGCGAAUUGGUAGAACUUGGGCAUACCAACAAGGAAUCCGGAAGGCAACUUUUUGCUGGUAUUGACGCAAAACCUGCUAUACUAUUUCCUCCAGUGGCAACAGCUCAAUGGGAUGAACAGAUAAGUAGACUCCAUUUACUUUUGACGGUAAAAGAGUCUGCUAUGGAUGUUCCGACAAACCUUGAAGCACGAAGAAGGAUUACCUUCUUCACAAAUUCACUGUUCAUGGAUAUGCCCCGAGCUCCUCGUGUCAGAAAUAUGCUCUCCUUCAGUGUUCUGACUCCGUACUAUAGUGAAGAGACUGUCUAUUCUAAGAACGACCUGGAAAUGGAGAAUGAAGAUGGUAUAUCGGUUGUUUACUACUUGCAGAAGAUCUUCCCAGAUGAGUGGACUAACUUCUUGGAGCGGCUUGGUUGUAAAAAUGAAAGUGCUGUUUUGGAGGGUGAAGAAAAUAUAUUGCAGCUUCGCCAUUGGGUUUCUUUGAGGGGACAGACUUUGUUUAGAACAGUUAGAGGAAUGAUGUAUUACAGGCGAGCACUGAAGCUUCAGGCUUUCCUUGACAUGGCUACUGAACAAGAAAUAUUAGCAGGGUACAAAGCCAUUUCAGAGCCAACUGAGGAAGACAAGAAAAGUCAGAGAUCUUUGUAUGCUCAAUUAGAGGCAGUAGCAGAUCUCAAGUUUACUUACGUUGCUACCUGUCAGAACUAUGGAAAUCAGAAGCGAAGUGGAGACCGCAGAGCUACUGAUAUCCUAAAUCUAAUGGUUAACAACCCCUCUCUCCGUGUAGCAUAUAUUGAUGAGGUUGAGGAAAGAGAAGGAGGAAAAGUGCAGAAAGUGUUCUACUCGGUGCUUAUCAAGGCUGUUGAUAAUCUUGAUCAGGAAAUAUAUCGAAUAAAACUGCCUGGUCCAGCAAAAAUAGGAGAAGGAAAGCCCGAAAACCAGAAUCAUGCACUCAUUUUUACAAGAGGAGAAGCUCUCCAGGCCAUUGACAUGAAUCAGGACCAUUACUUGGAAGAAGCACUGAAAAUGAGGAACCUGCUCGAAGAGUUCAAUGAAGACCAUGGAGUACGUGCACCAACUAUUCUUGGUUUCAGAGAACAUAUCUUCACUGGCAGUGUUUCUUCUUUAGCCUGGUUUAUGUCGAAUCAAGAAACAAGUUUUGUUACCAUUGGUCAGCGAGUCCUUGCAAGUCCUCUGAAGGUCCGGUUUCACUAUGGUCACCCUGAUGUCUUUGAUAGAAUCUUCCACAUCACUCGGGGUGGUAUCAGUAAAGCAUCACGCGGAAUAAAUCUUAGCGAGGAUAUCUUUGCUGGUUUCAACUCAACUCUAAGGCGUGGUAAUAUCACUCAUCAUGAGUACAUCCAAGUAGGAAAAGGAAGAGAUGUUGGUUUGAACCAGAUAUCCCUCUUUGAAGCCAAAGUUGCUUGUGGUAACGGUGAGCAAACAUUGAGUAGAGAUCUCUACAGACUUGGGCAUCGUUUCGAUUUCUUCCGUAUGAUGUCAUGUUACUUCACAACAAUAGGCUUCUACAUCAGCUCCAUGAUUGUUGUCCUCACAGUUUAUGCAUUCUUGUAUGGAAGACUUUAUCUGUCAUUGAGUGGAGUGGAAGAGGCAAUAGUAAAGUAUGCAGCGGCUAAAGGAGAUAGUUCACUCAAGGCAGCGAUGGCUUCACAGUCCGUAGUGCAGCUAGGUCUGUUGAUGACACUACCAAUGCUAAUGGAGAUUGGUCUAGAGAGAGGAUUCAGGACUGCGUUUAGCGAUUUACUCAUAAUGCAGCUUCAGUUAGCGCCUGUCUUCUUUACCUUCUCACUUGGAACAAAGGUUCAUUACUAUGGACGAACCAUACUACACGGAGGAGCAAAGUACAGGGCAACAGGUCGUGGGUUUGUGGUGAAGCACGAGAAGUUCGGAGAGAAUUACAGAAUGUACUCAAGAAGCCACUUUGUGAAAGGAUUGGAGCUAAUGGUACUGCUAAUAUGUUACAGAAUAUAUGGGAAAGCAACAGAGGACUCAGUGGCUUACGCUCUUGUCAUGGGAUCAACUUGGUUCCUCGUUGGUUCCUGGUUAUUCUCACCGUUCCUUUUCAACCCCUCGGGAUUCGAAUGGCAGAAAGUUGUCGAUGACUGGGAUGAUUGGAACAAAUGGAUAAGCAGCAGAGGAGGUAUCGGAGUGCCAGCAAACAAAAGCUGGGAAUCUUGGUGGGAAGAAGAACAAGAACAUUUGCUUCACUCUGGCUUUUUCGGAAAAUUCUGGGAAAUCUUCCUCUCCUUCCGUUACUUCAUCUAUCAGUACGGCAUUGUCUACCACUUGAACUUAACCAAGGAAAGCAGACUCGGGAAACAACAGAGCAUUAUAGUUUACGGACUCUCUUGGCUCGUUAUAGUGGCAGUGAUGAUCAUACUGAAGAUAGUUUCAAUGGGGAGAAAGAAGUUCAGCGCAGAUUUCCAACUCAUGUUCAGAUUACUGAAGCUUUUCCUCUUCAUCGGAUCGGUGGUGAUCGUUGGAAUGUUAUUCCACUUCUUGAAACUCACGGUUGGAGAUAUAAUGCAAAGUCUCUUAGCGUUUCUCCCAACGGGAUGGGCUUUGCUUCAGAUUUCGCAAGUCGGGAGACAGUUGAUGAAAGCGGUGGGAAUGUGGGGAUCGGUUAAGGCUUUGGCUCGUGGCUAUGAGUACAUAAUGGGAGUCGUCAUCUUCAUGCCAGUCACGAUUCUCGCCUGGUUCCCGUUCGUCUCCGAGUUUCAGACUCGACUUCUGUUUAACCAAGCCUUCAGUCGUGGACUUCAGAUUCAGCGUAUUCUUUCUGGUGGUAAGAAACAGAAAUGA
Molecule: messenger RNA, 5772 nt
Organism: Microthlaspi erraticum
Lineage: Eukaryota; Viridiplantae; Streptophyta; Magnoliopsida; Brassicales; Brassicaceae
Source: the annotation of a GenBank genome assembly